CGCCGUCGUCCACAUGGGGGGCGGGGAGACCCCCACGCUGCACGCCGGCUCCGCCCCCCGCAAGCCCCUCGGGGGUCGCGAGGUGUGGAGCCCCCCUGGCCGUGACAAAGAGGACAAAGAGGACAAAUACCGGCGGCGGCCGCUGGCCUGGCUGCCCCCCCGGCUCAGGUGCCGCGUGCGCGGGGUCCCGCGGCGCCCCCUGCUGGCGCUGUGCCUGGGCGGGGGCGUGGCCUUCGCGCUGCUCCUACUCCUAUUGGCCAGCCUGGCCAGGGGCGGGGCCGACUCCGACCCUGCCCUCGAGCCGCUCAACAACCCCCACGUGCGGGUGGGGCACUGACCACGCCCCCUCCGGGGGCGGGACCACGGUGGGUGUGGCUAAUAAAGGGGGCGCUCCCUUGUGGAGAGGGA
This is a messenger RNA of Pyrgilauda ruficollis (rufous-necked snowfinch), 408 nucleotides long. RefSeq names its product zinc finger protein like 1 (gene ZFPL1). NCBI's taxonomy places the organism in Eukaryota, Metazoa, Chordata, Aves, Passeriformes, Passeridae. The coding region runs from base 14 to 337 and encodes 107 amino acids. The record is from RefSeq and is a predicted model, not a curated record. The transcript is spliced from 3 exons.